Drosophila miranda is the source of this 12008-nucleotide messenger RNA. RefSeq names its product DNA N6-methyl adenine demethylase (gene Tet). Gene Ontology annotation, biological process: positive regulation of transcription by RNA polymerase II; oxidative demethylation. Lineage: Eukaryota; Metazoa; Arthropoda; Insecta; Diptera; Drosophilidae. The record is from RefSeq and is a predicted model, not a curated record. Gene Ontology annotation, cellular component: nucleus. Gene Ontology annotation, molecular function: DNA binding; DNA 5-methylcytosine dioxygenase activity; zinc ion binding.
AGUCUGCUACAAAUUUUAAAAAUAUAUUACAAAUAAAGUAAAAAAAAAAAAACACUUUUUGCAUAUAGAGCUGCCGUUUUACAACAAACAAACAAACAACAACAAGAAUAAAGUACAAAACAACAACAAAAAAUAUUUGAAAUAUUCAAUACAAAUUUUUUAAAUAAACAAAGCACUCUACACAACUUACAAAAAACUUAAAACUUAACUUAAAAGAAAAAAACACAAAAAAAAAACAAAAACAAAAUAGAAUACAACACGCAUAAAACCAGUAAAGUUCAAAUCAAAAAUAAAACGAAAUACAAAUCUUGGAGUAGCUUCAAAUUUUCUAUAUACAGAAGAUAUAUACAACAUAACAAAUACAUAUACAUAUAUAAUCACAAGUGGUUUACACUAGCCAACAAAAAGCAGAAAAGGUGUGAAAGUCGAGAGAGGAGAGCCAUACAAGCCAUAAACAAAGAAUUUUUGGAUUGAUUAACUACCUCAAAAAAAUUAAAGAAAACUGAACAGCAAAAUCCCGACAAAAGUGAACAGGAAAUGUGUACAAAAAAAGUUACAGACAAGUAAGACAAAAAGACUCGAAUUAAAAAGAAAAACUGAAAAACGGAGCUUAAAAAAAUUAAUCAUAAAAUCUAAAAGACUCUAAAAAUCAAGGAUUAAAGGAAGUUUUGUUGCUCGUCCAUCCCGGCCCUCCAUCACGACCACCCACCACCCACCCCCCACGCAGUGUAUCCAUAACUGCGUAGCCAUGCCACAGUCCGUGCUUAAAUGGCGUCUUCAAUAUUAGCCCAAAGCCAGAGCACAGGCGACAGCAGCAGCGGCAGCAGCAUUGUCCAUCCCACUGUGGCAGGGGCAACAUCUGUGGCAGCAGCAACCGUGUCCGGAUUGCACAAUACGCACUUGAAUCAACUGAGCAGCCUCAGUCAGCAUUAUACAACGCCAUACCAUCAUCACUACCACGCACAGCAGCAGCAGCAGCAGCAGCAGCAACAGCUACAGCAGCAACAUCAGCAGCAACAGCAGCAGCAGCAGCAGCAGCACUACCAGGAACAGCAACAGCAGCAGCAACAACAUUGGGAGUACUAUGAGAGGCAGCAGCAGCAGCAGACAGCGGCCGCCACUAGCUCCAACAGCAACAACAACAACAACAACAACAGCAAUCAGCAGACAAGCAACGGGAACAACAACGAGACAACGGUUCCUGCACCUUUGGGCAGCAGCGGUCAUGCUAGUGCUGCCAAUGGCCAUGACCAUGCCCAUUCUGGUGGGCACAAUGAUGCCAAUUCUAAUGCCAUUUCCGCCGCCACCGCCGGAGGAGGAGUAGGAGGCAGCACCAGCACCAACGCCAACGCCAACGUCAACGCCAUCGUCAACGCCAACGCCAACGCAGCAAACGCCAACUCAAACUCCAAUUCGAACUCCAACGGAAGCUAUACACGUCCUUGGGAAAUGGAGUCCAAGGAUAGCGGACAACAGUCGCAAUCCCAAAACCAAACGCAUGUCCAGCAGCAGCAGCAGCAGCAGCAGCACCAGCUUCAGCAGCAACAGCAACAGCAGCUGCCUCUGAAGAGCGGCUUCGAGCCAUUUUCCAAGCUGCCGUCGUUCCAGAGUCAGUUUCAUGGGUUCAAUGAUCAGCUAAUGCCGGAUGGGACACCCAUGCCCAUACCCAUGGCAGCAGCAGCAGCAGCAGCGGCAGCAGCCGCCGCAGCAGCCGCAGGAGGAGGCGGCGGAGGAGGAGGAGGAGUUCCACCGAUGAGCUCCCUCCAAACGGUGGCCAUGUCGCCGGCCAGCAUCUCUGUGAGUUCGCCAGGAAUGAUGAGCGUGGGUUCGCCCCUGACGACCCAGCUGCCGGGCUCCAUGCAGACGAGCAUUACGCCGCCAUCGGGCGGGACCAGUUUUCCGGCACCACCGCCGCCGCAGGCCUUCCAUCACCAUGCACUGAAUCCGCACCACCAUCGUGGGGCCCCGGGUGGAUAUCCCCUGGUUGCAGCUCCCACCGCGGCCUACGCAGCGGAUCUGCAGCUAUAUCCGGGAUUUGCGCCACUAAUCAAGAAGGAGCCGGUGGGAGGCAGCAGCGAUUUCGAGAUGCUGAUUAAGAAGGAGGACUUUGAUCUCAGCAACAGUGGCGGUGGCAACAGCCUCAGCCUCAGCCACUUGCCGCAUCCGCAUCCACACUCGCUCCAGCAUCCGCAUCCGCAUGCACAUCCGCAUCCGCAUGGACAUCCGCUGGUAAAGAAGGAGCCGGCCGGCAGCGACUUCGAGAUGAUGCUAAAAAAGGAGACAUCCUUUGAUCUCGGCCAUGGCCACGGCCACUUGCCGCAUCCGCAUCCGCAUCCACAUGCAGCACAUCCGCUCCAGCAUCCGCAUCCCCAUUCGCAUGGACACGGUGUCACGCCCAUGGGGAUGCAUACGCCCACGUCGUACGAUGGCAACAAUAGCAACAGCUAUCCCCAUGCGACCACCACAGGAUCGAGCAGCACCGGUAGCCACACGCCCCACACGACCCAGCCGCACACGCCCACGCCCACGCACACGCCCAUGCCGACGACAACCACGCCCAUCAAGGUGGAGAAGCUGCUGCAGUCGCCGAUAGCACGGCUGGAGGCGCGAAAGAAGGAGAGGCGGAAACAGCGGCCCAAUUCGCUCGAGUCCAGCGCCGAGAGUGAGGCCAGCGGCAUGGACGUGGACCCCAGCAAUCCUGGCCAAGUCGACGCCGUCUCCAGCACGGCCAAUUUCAAGAGUCCGAUGAGCGCCCUCGGCAUGGGCGGGGACAGCAACGACGGCAGCAAUGCCCACGGAUGCGAUAAGCAGUCGAAGAAGAAACGCAAACGCUGCGGCGAAUGCGUUGGGUGCCAGCGCAAGGACAAUUGCGGCGAAUGCGCCCCCUGCCGCAACGACAAGAGCCAUCAGAUCUGCAAGCAGCGACGCUGCGAAAAGCUCACCGAAAAGAAGGAACCCAAAGCCAAAACCAUAAUCUAUGGAGCCGAUGGUCAGCCCGUUCGACCCGAUUCGAAGCGCGGCCGAGGCAAGGGAAAGUCAGCCGGCAACGGUAAUGCCGGUGCCAGUGCCACAGGCAAUGGGACACCAACAACUGGGCAGUCACGCGCCCGCAAAACCUCCACCAAAGCAAACAAACUGAGUGCAGCCGCUGCAUCAGCCACAUCGCCCCGUCUAAGUCCAUCGCCGGCAGCAACACUGUUGCCGCAGCAAUCGCCAAAUACCACAACAGCAACAGUUGCCGCCACCGGAGGUGUCGGAGGAGGUAGCUUGCAGCAGCAGCACCAAUCGCAACAGCAGCAGCAAUACCAGCAGCAGCACCAGCAACUGUUGACACAGCAGCAACUUUUGUCGCAACAGCAGCAACAGCAGCAGCAAUAUCCGCAGCAGCAGCAGCAGCACUUCCAGCAGCAGCAGCAGCAGCAGCAGCAACACUUGCAACAGCAACACGCACAGCAGCAGCAUCAGUCGCAGCAGCAGCAACAUUUGCCACAGCAGCAGCAUCAGAUAACCGCACAAAUUCAAACCAUGAAGGAUCAACCGCAACAGCCAAUGGCACCCAUGGCCUUCUAUCCCACAUGGCAGGCGGAUCCGUCGCAGGGCUGGCAGAACCAGUUCAUACAGCAGAUACCACAGAACAGCCCGGCCAUCACAUCGCUCAACUCGCUGGACUUCCAGACGCAGUCGUACGCCUACCCCUCGAACGGGUACGUGCAGACGGGCCUGGGCUUCGAUCCGAACUACGGCCGGUCGCCGUACGCCGCCCCUGUCCAGCGGUACGACUUCCAGAGCCAGCAGCUCUCCACGGCCCCCUCGGCCAUCAAUCAGGUGGGGCUCCAGAGCGUCGCCGGGUUCGCGCCGGGCAGCGUCAGCUACGCCGGACAGGUGUCCACGGCCCCGGCCCCGCCCUCGUCCUCGGUGGGCGGAGUGGGUGGCCUGCAGCAGCAGCAGCAGACGCAACAGCAGUCCCAGCAGCAGCAGCAGCAGCACCUGGGCGCCGAUCUGAACAAGACGAUGUCGGGAAACGACACGCCUGGAUAUCCGCGGGUGAGCAGCGUGCCGCCGCGCUCACUCAACUGUAACGGGUAUUCAGGCGACUACAGCGGCCCCAGCAGCAGCAGCAGCAGCAACAACAGCAGCAGCAGCAGCAGCAGCAACAACAACAACAGCAAACAAUCACAGCAAGCGACGGCAGCGGGCGUCGGGGGCACCAGCACGCCCGCCCCCCCGGCCACAGUGGCCCAGCCCGCCUCGUCGCCCAUGCAACCACUCCCUAAUCAAGGCCAGCCCCUGGCAGUGCCCCAAAGUCCGACGCGGACCAGCCUCAUCCAGCAGCAGCAGCAGCAACAGCCACGCCUGGUGUCCCAGUCGCCCACCGGCAACGGACUGCAGCCGUACGUGGCGCCCCAACAGCAGCAGCAGCAGCAGCAGGGACACCUCUCCUCGCCCCCCAUGCAGGACUGGAACUGGCAGCAGCAGCAGCAGCAGCAACAGCAGCAGCAACAACAGCAGCUGGGAGGCGAAGGCUAUCCCCAGGGAGAGCGGGUGCACCUGAACACACGCAUCAAGUCGAUGAUCAUGAGGAAGAGCGAUCCCAAGGAUCCGCCGCCCGACCACCAGCUGCAGGGCGCAGUCUCAGCGGCAGCCGCCACCCAGCCGCAGAGCCAGAGCCAGAGCCAGCAGCAGCAGCACCAGCAGACCGGUCAUUUUUUAUCGUAUAGCCACCACCUCCGGCCCGAGGCGGCGCUGAGCGCCAACGGACCGAGCAACGUGCCAUCCCACCAACAGCAGCAGCAACAGCAACAACAGCAGCAGCAGCAGGCGGCGGGACCGGGCGCUGCCGAGCCGAUCGGAGGUGGUGGCGAUCACAUCUGGAAGCCGCACCACGCCCAGUCGUUUAAGAAGCCGACUGUGGCCGGGGGCGGCUAUCCGGGAGCGGAUGCCCAGCUGCAGCUGCAGCUGCAGCAGCACCAGCCAGGACAGCACACGACCAUCAGCCACGCGGAGCUGCCGCCGCAGCAGCCGGUGGCCCAUCCAGCGCCACUGCCGCUGGCCCAGGUCCCGCCGCCGCCUCCGCCUGUCGCACAGCCGAAGAAGUCGCGGAGUCGGAGCAAGGCGAGCCGGGCAGCGGCCGCAGCGGCAGCUGCCGCAGAGGCGGCAGCGGAGAUUGACAGAGACAGGAAUGCCACGGAUCCGGGAGGUGGACUGAAGCCGGGGCUGGGCGCCCACUAUCCGCACCCGCAUCCGGCCGCCGGCCAGGAGUACCACGGCCAGUACAUCAAGACGGAGCCGGGUCUGCCCCCGCCGCCAGGUGGUCCGCCCGGACAGCCCAACAAGAUGGAGGGCUACGAGCGCAACUACCAGAACUUUAUCCAGUACGCGGACUUCUGCCAGAACGACGGCCAGGGACAGCCGGUGCAGCAGCACGGACAUGGCCAUGGACACGGGCACGGCCACGGACACGGGCAUGGGCAUGGGCACGGGCAGCAGGAGUACGCCGGAUACCAUCACAAUUCCGCGUACUAUGGGGCCGGAGCGACCAGCUUCCAACAGAACUUCCAGCAGAACUUUGUGCCCGGCUACCAGCACUCGACGUACGGUGGCAGGGGCAAGCCCCCACCUGGAAACAAUCCACACCAUGGCCACGGACACGGGCACGGGCAGAGCAUGCUGGAGCUGGACCGCAAGCCGGACACCAACAGCAUCAUUCCGCUGCCCACGAACUACGAGAAGGACAUACCAGCCCACGCCUACCCCAUUCCCCCGCAUCGCUAUGCCCUGACGCACGGGGCGCCACCGCACCUCAGUCACCACGGGAUGCUGGAGCCGAAGCUGGAGGACAUGGGGAUGCUGGGCCACGGCCACGGCCAUGGCGGAGGCGGCUACACCUAUCUGGGCGACGGCAAGCCGCUGAACAACGGCUUCUCGUGCUGUCGCCAGGGCGGAACGCGUCCACCCACGGCCGAGCACCUGAAGGACGGCACCUGCCUGGGUCUGGGCAUCCAGCCCAAAGAGGAGCUCCUCGACGAGGACGAGCUGGUGGACGCCCACAACGGGAUGAAGGGCGGCGCCGGGAAGGCAAAGGGAAAGCAGAAGCCGGACGAGAUACCCGAGAUCAUUGUGAAGCACGAGAAGAUCAAUCCCCUGUUCGACACCACGGAUCGCCUGGAGAAGGGCAACAAGACGGAGAUACCCGAGUGCGAGUGCUUCCAGUCCGACAAGAAUCCGCCCGAGCCGGGCACCUACUACACGCACCUUGGAACGGCCUCCUCCCUCAUGGAGUUGCGGCGCGAGUUCGAGGAUCGGUGUCAGCUCACGGGCCGGCAGUUGCGCAUCGAGAAGAUCGUCUACACCGGGAAGGAGGGCAAGACCUCGCAGGGCUGCCCCGUGGCGAAGUGGGUCAUACGCAGGGCCGAUCUCGAGGAGAAGAUACUGGUGGUGGUCAAGAAGCGACCGGGUCAUAGGUGCAUAGCCGCCUACAUUGUGGUCUGUAUGGUGGCCUGGGACGGGAUGCCGCGGCUGGAGGCAGACAAUGCCUACAAGAACCUGAUCCCCAAGCUCAACAAGUACGGCCUGCCCACGACGCGACGCUGUGCUACCAACGAGAACCGAACCUGUGCCUGCCAAGGACUCGAUCCGGAGACAUCGGGGGCGUCGUAUAGCUUCGGGUGCUCGUGGUCGAUGUACUACAAUGGCUGCAAGUACGCCCGCUCCAAGACGGUGCGCAAGUUCCGGCUGUCGGUGAAGAGCGAGGAGGCGGCCAUCGAGGACCACAUGAACCUGAUAGCCACGCUCCUGGCGCCCGUCUUCAAGCAGGUCUGUCCGCGUUCCUACGACAAUCAAACCAAGUACGAGGGAGAGGCCUCGGACUGCCGCCUCGGCCUGGAGCCCGGCAAGCCCUUCUCGGGCGUGACGGCCUGCCUCGACUUCUGCGCCCACUCGCAUCGGGAUCUGCAUAAUAUGCAGGACGGGUGCACAGUCCAUGUGGCCCUGCUGAAGCCCGGCAACCGGGACAGCCGCCUGCCCGACGACGAACAGUUCCACGUCCUGCCCCUCUACACGAUGGACGGCACGGACGAGUUCGAGAGCAUCGAGGGUCAGCGGGACAAGCACCGCACCGGAGCGGUGCAAAUGCUGGACAAAUUCCCCUGCGAAGUACGCGUCCGAUCCACGCCGCUGAUCCCCUGCCGCCGCCAUGGAAAGAAGCGCAAAGAGGGCGACGAGGCGGCUCCCCCGGACGGGGACCAAGACGCCGCCGGGGACGCCAACAGCCAGAGCAGCUCCAGCAACGGAGCAGGCCAGCCGCAGACGCAGUCCCAGCAGAGCAGUCCGCCCGCCCUGGGCGGGGCGCACAUCAAGAAGGAGAACGGAGCGGGAACGGGCGGCAAUGCCAACGGCGGAGGAAGCGGCGCCAAGUCCAAGUCCAAAGCCAAGUCCAAUCAGUCGAACAACUCCAGCGCUUCCACGCCGGGCUCGGCGCCCCCAUCGACGCCCUCGCCCCGCUGCCAGACCCCAGUAACGAACAAUCCCAGCCCGGCGGGCAGUGCCUUCAGCACUCCGCCCGUGCACGGCGCCAAUCCGAACGCCAGCAACGGCGCGGGCGCGGGCGUGGGUCAGGUGGGUGCACCGCCUGGCGCUGCCGGCGCCGGGCAGCAGCAGCAGCCCGGCCAGCUGAUGAGCUCCAACUCGAGCCUGAUGAACAUGGCCACCAUGAUCGACACCUUCACGGACGCCCAGCUGCAGUCCAACCAGAUCUCGAGCACCGUCCUGGACUCGCCCUACUCCUACGACUACCAGACGGGCUCCUACAUCGAUUCGCGCAACUACUACGGCAACUGGCCGGCGCCGCACGCCAUGGGCAUGGGCGGCCAGGCCGGACCUCCGGGAUUGGGAGGAGGACCCCCCGGAGUAGCAGGUGUUCCGCCCCUCACUCCGAACACGCCCACGGCACAGCCCCAAUUGACGGCGCAGCACCACAACACGGUGACGCCGCCCUCGGCCACGGCCGCGUCCACACUUUUGGCAGCGGGAGGAGGAGGAGCGCCUGCCACAGGGCCACCUCCGAUCACGCCCACCACGACGGCCUCGCAGCACGAUGCGACCAACGGCUAUGUGCCAAGCUACAACAACCUGACCCCGACAGCGGUGACCCAUCUGCCGGGCACGGGCACAGGUCCGGGUACGGACAGCCUGCAGCAGCAGCAGCACCAGCAGCAGCAGCAGCAACAGCAGCAGCAGCAGCAACAGCAGCAGCAGAGCGCCGUAACAGGAGUGGGAGGUGUGCCACCCGGAGUGGGGGGAGUGGGCGUGGGAGUGGGAGGAGGAGGAGGAGGAGUAGGAGGCGUAGAGGGAGUGGAGCUGAAGGGCCGCAUGGUCAGCGAGGAGAACCCGGACUCGACGACCCUGGUGAACCACAGCCUAGUGGCCGAGAGUAAGUUAACCGCUUUGACAGCCAUGCAACCCAUGACUAAUCUCGCACCACUCACCACCGUUGCCGCCGCCGCUGCCGCCGCCACCAACCACCAUCCGCCGCACCACCAUCCACACCACCCGCACCACCCGCACCAUCCGCAAGAAGGAUUCGUCAAGCCGAAGCCGCCGCCCAGCGACUACCAGUACACGGCGCAGUACGCCAACAACUACCAGAUGUACCCGCCGCCGCCGCCGCCCCCGCACUCGGCGUACUCCGCCUACGAUGCGUACCAGAACAUGAACUACAACUACGGCUACCACCACCAGGCGUACUCGCCGUACGGCAUGUACCCGCCGCAGCAGACGCCGCCGCCCACGCCGCCACCGCCGUCGCCCAACUGGAACGUGUACGGCCACCAUCAGACAGCGUCCGGCUACGGAGCGGCGAAUCCCGCCGCCGGAGGAGGCGGAACGCUGAUAGCGUCGCACGGGGCCGUUGCGCCGACGAUCGCAGGACUGCAGAAGCCCUCGAUCACGGCCCCCGCACCACUGCACCACCAACAGCAGCAGCAGCAGCAGCAACAGCAGCAGCAGCAUCAGCAGCAGCUGGCGGCAACGCCGCCGCAGACCAUUCUGCCGGAUCUCAACGGAGCUGUGGGCGCUGUCGGCCAGAUGGGAACGCCCUCGGUGGAGCCGACAGUGGCCACGCCAUUGUCGGUGCCGCCGCCCGGUGACUCGACGGGCAGCGACGCCAAUGGUGCGGGCUCGGGAGCAGGAGGCGGACUGGGUGGAACGGGAGGGGGUGGAAGCGGAGGGGGACCCGCGGGACCCACGGCGUCGCCAGUCAGCACCAACUCGAGCAAGAUCGAGCCCAUCGGCGAGGUGGCCGAGAUCAAUGAGAACAUCGAGGCCUUCCAGGAUCCCCAGAUGGGGGGCGUGGCCAUCGCCCUGAACCACGGCAGCGUCCUGAUCGAGUGCGCCAAGCACGAGAUGCACGCGACGACGGCCGUGCGGCGGCCAGACCGCCACCAUCCGACGCGGAUGACGCUGAUCUUCUACCAGCACCGCAACCUGAAUCGCUCCCGGCACGGCAUCGACGAGUGGGAGGAGAAGAUGCGGGUGAAGAAGAUCAACACGGACCUCGACAACAAAGCCAAAGAGGAGCGCGAGCGUCUGCUGAAGAAGGCCGCCGGCGAGGACGACGACCUGGACCUGGACGACGCGAUGCUGGGCCACGACGAUCUGGCACCCGUGCCGCCCUCCGCCAUCAAGAAGGAGAACGGACAGCCGCUCAAGAACGGAGCCAGCGGCAGCAAGAAGAAGAAGAGCAGCGCCGACGCGAGCGCCAAGAAGUCACAGUCGAACGAACAGCAGCCAAAAAACGAGAAAGUUGCCCUCCACGCACCAACACUAACAACAACAUCGUGGACGACCCUGUUUCCUAUGCAUCCUUGUGUGGUUACGGGGCCCUAUCAGGAGGGCAAUAGCAGUCCGACUUCGUCCACGAAUGGCAGCGCCAACAACAGCGCCAGCGCCAAUGGCAAUGGGAAUGGCCAGGGUGGCCAGGCUCCCACGCCAGGAGCGGGGCAGCAGCAGCAGCAGCAGCAGCCGCCGCCGCCGCCGCAGCAGCAGCAGACCUGAACCUGUCCGCCUAUCAGCGGCUCGGCAGAUCAUUCUACUGGUGAACAUCAGCAGCAACAGCAACAGCGUCAGCAUCAGCAACAGCAACAGCAUCAGAAUCAUCAUCAUCCUCAGGAGCAGCACUCCCCGCAACGGCGGGAACCGGGUGCGGUUCUAGUUCCAGUUCCAGUUCCACUGCUGCCCCAAGCACCGCCGCUCUAAUCUUAAGUCCCACACAAUGACUGAAAAUUCUCUCAAAGCUAAACCCAGUAAAUUAUUUUUGUAUAUGCGUCUGAUUUCGUGUGCCAUACGAGGAGAGGAGGAGGAGGAGAGGAAGAUCGGGAGAUCGGGAGAUCGGGAGAGUAAGGAGUAAGCAGCAGCAGGAGAAAGAAUGCGAAAGAGAGUUGGCGCUGCCAGUCCACCAUUCCACAGCACACACACACACACACACACACACACACCCCAAGCUACACACUGGAAGAAAAUCAACCACAAGAACAUGCAGCUAGUUUAAUAAAUCUAUCAACUUUAGUUUCUUAAGACCGGCGACAACAGCCGGCAGCCAGCAGCCAGCAGCCGGCAUCAGCAGCAGCAGCAGCAGCAGCAGCAGCAGCAACUGUUGUCCACUUAUGUUACGAGUAAAUUAGUAGUUUUUUUUCUAUGUUUAAAAGAAUGAACGGAGAAUGGAGUGAAGACGAAACGAAACUUAACGAAACAAUCACACUACAAACAAACAAACAAACUACAGAACAACAAAACGAAUACUAAAGGAAAACAAAGUAAAACAAAACAAAACACACACUAAAACUAAUAAUAAAACAGCAAAUGCUAAUGAAACGUUGCUUGAGUUUCUCUUGCGAGCAGAAACAAAAGGAAAAUACUAAGAGUUAGUGGAAGUUAAACAAAAAAAGAUCAUUGCCAAAAGUACAAAUAAACAAUUUUUUUAAAGAAACUAGAAAAACGUAAAGAAUUUCGCAACACACACAAAAACAAUAUACAUAGUUGGUAACAGAAACAGUUUUUACUAAAAAAAAGGAAAAGAAGAGAAGCCAAGUCGAUAAACUACACUACACUACACUACACCACACUAUACUACACUACAAAAGAAAAAGAAAGAGUACAGCUCCACCCAAGUUCCCACAAUUUGUCUGUCCCUUGGUGCUCGGGCUGCGUGGCCAGUGCCAAUCGGAUUCAAAUUGCUCCAAAGACAAAUGGGAGGCUGUUCCCCUUGCGGACGCUCAAGCAGAGCAGGCUUUCAUUUGGACUGCUUGAUUAACCGUUAACUCCAAUCCACACACCACACCCAAAGCAGAGGAGACAGCAGGGCCAGAGACGAAAGAUCAGUUAUUUUUUGAGCAGAGAGUGAGAGAGAGAGAGAGAGAGAGAGAGAUAUAGAGAGAAAGAGAGAGAGAGCGCGCGAGUGUGGGCGGCAUUAAAGCUAAAGCUGAGGAAAUGUAAGGCAGCAAGACAUUUUUUUUGUAACUUUAAUCGUAAUUUAAUCUUAGUAUAAGCAAAAUACACACACACACACACAAACACACGUGUCAGUUACAUAUAUAUUUAUUGAUAUUGAUGCGACCAAAAAAAAAAAAACAAUGAUCGCAAAGCAAAAGGUUUUACUGUAGUUAUUAUGAUUUUCCCAAGUGAGAGCUGUAAGUGUGGAUGGUAAAGAAAGGCAAGAAAGGCGAGAUUUCAUUUCAAAGGCAAAAGGAAACGUAAACGAAAACCCAAAAAGACUCGAAACCAAUCAAGUAUUAAGCACUAAACAACCAACAACAACAAAAACAAUAACUACUACAAAUUAACUAAUUUUUUGCCUACUCAUUUGUAAUGUAAUUGUUGUAUCCAUCCAAACAAACAAAACACAAAGACACAAAAAACAAAAAACAAAAAUUAGGAUGAAAUGAAGAUGAAGAUGGAAAUGAAAAUGAAAAUGUGGCAGCGCAACUGAAUUUCAAAUCAAAUUAGUGUAGACACAA